Messenger RNA from Scatophagus argus, 1007 nucleotides. Its product is annotated as regulator of G-protein signaling 5. NCBI's taxonomy places the organism in Eukaryota, Metazoa, Chordata, Actinopteri, Scatophagidae. The record is from RefSeq and is a predicted model, not a curated record. The transcript has 7 exons. Bases 178 to 696 code for a protein of 172 amino acids.
CGCCACUGAUCGCACCGUCUUGUAGAUUUCUCAGCGACUCUCGUGUUGAGGAAGCAGGAAGCGACGAAAACACAGCCGUCCCACCAAUGCUGAUGAAGCCCGCCGACGGCCCAGAGACAGAUCGGUGUUUGUGUGGAGGAUCCUUGUCGGGCCACUCAACACUCACUUCACCCCCUGAUGUUCUCUGACUCUCCAGAGGUUUUCUCAAACUACACCUCAAUGUGUAAGGGGCUCUCCUCCCUGCCCUCCUCAUGCCUGGAGAAGGCAAAAGGGAUGCGGGUGAAGUUAAGCCAUCUGGCGGAGACGCACCACAAGCACAAGAUUCAGGAUGGAAAAGCUUUUCAGGACCUGGAAACUCUGCUAAACACUAAAAGUGGUCUGCAGGUGUUUCGUGGGUUCCUGCGUUCAGAGUUCAGCGAGGAGAACCUCAUGUUCUGGCUGGCCUGUGAGGAGUACAGGCUUUCUCCUUCAAAGACCAAGGCCAGCAACAUCUACAACCAGUUUAUCAACCCUGAUGCCCCUCAGGAGGUGAACCUGGACGCUGAGACCCGGGAGGCUCUGCUGAAUGUGAUGGAUUCCCUGUGUGCUGACUCUUUCAACAAAGCACAGCAGAGGAUCUACAGUCUGAUGGCCAAAGACUCUUUCCCCAGGUUCCUGCGUUCCACUUACUGCAUGGAGGCCAUUAAGUCUUUCUAAACAUACGCCAAUAUAUUACCACAGACCUGCUUUAAAAGUAAGCGCUGAUGAAUCUGUGCUUGACACGUUGAUUGUACUUUACCAGCUAUCUUAACGAGUAGCUUGUUUCGUGAUUGUUUUGUUUUGUACGUGGUAGUGCGUUGUGCUAUGCAUGCAUGCUGUUAUUACAAGUUGUAGACAUAGCUAAAAGGUCCAACAUAGAAACCUCAAGUAUGAAGCUUAAAUGUAUGUAGCUGUAACUAUGCUGUGCCUCUGGGCUGCAUAAGCUACAAGUGACAUCCACAAAGGAUUAAAAUAAAUACCUCACCAAA